UCCUGAUUCAUACCUAGCUAGAUGUUUGUACAGUAAGUUAAUUUAGUGUGCUUUUUAUCGAUAUAUUGCAUCACAGACUGCACACCGUUUUUAUCCAUCAAAAACGGAAACAUCCUGUGAAGGUUACAGAAGCCUUUGGCUCAAAACAUCCCGGAAAUGGCACUUCUUCCUCUUUAGGAAGUGUAGACAUCGAUGAAGCAGUUCGGCAAGUCUUGCUCAACUUCUAUAUAGCUCAGUAAUCGUGGCUAUCCUGAGUUGGAUGGUAAAAUGGCUCUCACUGAGCAUAUUAAGAUGAUCUGCAAAAUUAUCAAAGAUAUUGUUCCUGCUUUCACCAGCGGGAUUGUCACAGUGAGCAUCAUAUCGUGUGUUUUAUUUGCAGUCCAAACAUGUUUGAGCUUAAAACAAGGCAUCUUCAGCAUCGGCGCAAGUGUUGUUCAAAACGGACACCUAUACUGCAUCCUGAUGUUUCCCUUUUACCACCAAACCUUUGCUCAGCUCCUUCUGAACAUCACAACUUUGGUGUUUCUCAGCGGGAGCUUGGAGAAAGGUGUGGGGACGGUCCGUUUCCUCUUUCUGUUCCUCCUGCUGUCCUCGAUCAUAGGCUUGUUUUACAGCUUCAUGGAUCUCCUGCAGGAGGACGGCUUCCAGGGUCACACUGAGGGUUUGGUUCCCGUCACUCUUGCCUCUGUGGCUAUAACUACCAUGCACACAAAGAUGACUAAAGCCUUUCUAUGUGGAGUGAGUUUUCCCACUAUGGCCCUUCCCUGGGUGUUCCUUGUUAUCACCACUGCUCUGGUCCCUCACUGUGUGCUGCCCUGUAAUGUGAUUGCCAUCCUGGUUGGGGUGAUGUACGGUAAAGGAUGGGUUUCUUUUCUGGACAUGUCUGAGGCCAAGGCUGGAGUUCUGGAGAAGUUGUUGCCUUUCAGGCUGUUCAGGAGCAUCAGCGGUGAUAUGUUCAUCCCAGCUUCCUCUGAGGACAGGAAGAAGACCCUGCUUCCACAGAUCAAUCCCACACCUGGGUCUUACCCAGUGCAGGCUUAUGCUCCAUUACCCACUGCCAACACUGCUGCCAUGACUUAUGAAGGCUGGCCACACCAGGCGAGUCCCACACCACCUCUCAGUCUUCAUGGACAUGUUGCAGGACACAGCUCUGGACACUUUUCACCACAGAGUUUUGGCCACAGCUGCAACCACGGUCACAGUCAUGGUCAUAGCCAUGGCCAUAAGAGCGGAGGAUCACUGUUACAACAGUAGAUGUUUUCAGAUGAGUUUGCCUUGGCAAGGAUCCACUUAUGAAGGCUUAUCCUAUAAAUGCUACUCAGUUUUUAUCAUCUAUAAGAUCCUGCAGCAUCUCAGCACUGAUUGUGUCUCUGCCUGCUUGUAUAAUUAAGUGUAGUUUUUUUUGAAAGUUUAAAUAUUUCUGGUGACUUGUCAUUUUUAAAAAUUCUAAUUUUCUAUAUUUUUAUUCCUACUAAUUAAAAAUUAAAUAAAAAACCUUCUAAUCUUUCUUACACACGGGAAACCAGAAUUCAUGCACAGAAGUAAUAAUACAGACCAUGCAGCUAAUAGAGACCCUAAUAGGGCUCUAUUAACUGCAUGAUCAACUCAUAAGAAAAACGACAAUCAAAUAUAACUAAUAAUCAGUGUGCAGUGUUUUUGGAGCAGUCAUGUUUUCCCAGUAUUUCUUAAAAUAUUCCAAUCUUUUUAUGGUAGUAUUAAAAGUCAUGCUUCAUAUACAGUGCUUAAAAAAAUUAUUAGACCACCUGUCAUAAAAACAAUGGAUCAAACUUUAAGAAAAUUUGUCAAAAACUUGUUUAAAACUAAAAAUUAUAUUGCUAUUACACAAAUAAACUGAAUUGACAUUUUAAUACCCAAAUUUGACCCACCAAACUGGACGUCUUUGAGAAGUCAGAUUUUAACAAAGUGUAAAAUUCAGCUAUUUAUGUUCAUGGUAAGAAAUGCAUGUAAAUAAUUGCAAUUUGGCAUCAAUAAAGCAAUAAUGUGCUUUACCAGUUUUUGUAAAAUAGUACAUUUGAAAAUUCAUGGAUAACUAUAUUUUAGCAUUAAAUAUAUUUUUGAUUAAAAGUAUUUGCACAUACUGGUGGAUUAACCAUUACACAAACACCAAAUAUGAUUUUGGUGCCAGUGCUGUUAAUUUAUGGGAGCUGCUGCGUAAUCCUUACGCUAGUUGGUGGUCUAGUAAAAUUGCUAAGCACUGUAUCUUUCUAUUUUUCUUUUUUUGUCUGAUUAUCUGAAUUUGGUGUCAGCAGGAUGUGCUCCACUUCCUGUGUUGCAUCUAGACAAACAGUCCAAACAAAUUUCACUGAUUAGGUUUAGAGUGGUUUCCUUUGUGGUUUUGGUCCAUUUCUCUGCAACUUAAAUUGCCAUGUUUAGGCCUAAAUUAAAGGCCUCUGUGAUGAGUAAAACAGAAGUUUCUCUUUCACUAUUAAACUCACUGUUGUACUUACACCAUGGUAUUAAACGUGAUGCAAGUACAACAGUGCUUACAUCAUUGUAACAACUGCAGGUCAGGAAAGCGUCUUAAACUCUGG
Molecule: messenger RNA, 2552 nt
Organism: Pelmatolapia mariae (spotted tilapia)
Lineage: Eukaryota; Metazoa; Chordata; Actinopteri; Cichliformes; Cichlidae
Product: rhomboid domain-containing protein 2-like
Exons: 1
Coding region: 268-1254 (328 amino acids)
Cellular component (GO): membrane
Molecular function (GO): serine-type endopeptidase activity
Source: RefSeq, a predicted model, not a curated record